This is a messenger RNA of Vitrella brassicaformis, 4472 nucleotides long. Lineage: Eukaryota; Vitrellaceae. The record is from the annotation of a GenBank genome assembly.
GCAGAUUCGUGCCAAGUGCGGGAUGUUGGCUUUGUUGCGCACGCAGCGCAGCCCCCGUGUGCAUAGCCUGGAGGGCGACAGUGUGAGAGACGGCCACAGCCGCCCCAGUGGUGUGGAUGAGGCGUGCUACAUCCAGCUGCCGAGAGUCGACGAGGGUGACGCUGCCGGACAGCAGGCCAUCCACCACACACAGACGGGCCAUCCCAAGGUCACCCUGCAAUGCCCGUUUUGCACCUCUGCACACACACUGACCAGCGGCUGCCUCUGACGAGUGGUGUCUGUGUCUGUCUGUCCACUGCAGAUGGCGUCGGCCUCGAGUGAGCACAUUCCUCUGCUGCUGGACGAUGGCCAAGGGCUGAUGGAGCCCCAGCUGCCCGACGUCACCGAUGACAUCACCAAGGCACCGAGACGCUUCGAGCAGGUGGGCUGGUGUCACUCGACUCUGAUGAGUCUAUUGGACGUCUGUGUGUCAUCUGCAGGUCCCCUUGGUGGGCGCCCCGGCCGCCGACGAUUGGAAACCGACAGAUGCCCUGAGAAACAGCAUCAAGAAGGCCAUCAAUGAGUCAGAUGCGGAGGGCCUGCGGAAAUCCCUCGCUGGUCUGUCGCCUGAGCAAGCCGAGAAAGCCCUGACGACUGGAGAAUGGAACCCAUUCGUGCCAAGCACAGGCUCUGCCAUCCAUUAUGCCAUACGUAUGCCUUGUCGCAUCACUGCACAGACAUGAUGCGGAAACGCAUGCCCUGUGUGUGCUCCUCAGAUGUGAAGUGUAAGGAUGUGAAGGUCUUUGAGGUGUUGCUGCACAACCGACGCCAACUGCUCAACCUGAAAUCUGGGGUAUCAUGCUGGGAUGCUCAUUGGUGACGUCUUCACUGUUGCCUUCGAUGAUUCAGUAUGGCAAUUCGCCUCUUCAAUUGGCAGCAAUGAGCGGGUCAGUCGGUGUUGUGGAGAAACUUGUCGAGUUGGGUGGAAAGGAAUUGCUGGAAGCUCGCGACGAGGUAAGGAAAGUGGUGGCUGAAACAGCGUGUGUCUUGUUCAUGCUCUGAUUCAGAAUGGGGAGACGCCCCUUCAUUGGGCCGCAUGUCAGUCACUCCUGCAAAUGGCGGCCACACAAGUACAUGAGUCCUUAACGUGUCUCUUUGCCCUCUCCUGCAGUAAAGGGCAAUGUCGCUGUGGUGAAGUGGAUGCUGAAGGUGAACCCGCAGCUGCUGAAGACCAAAGCCAACGUAGGCUGCACUGCACGCAUCGAACCAUGUGCUCUAAUGUCCAUCCUCAUGACUCUGACAGCAUGAAAAGACGCCUCUCGACCGUGCCCUCGAGCCUUUUGAUUCUGAAUACGAAACAAGAGAACCGAAAGUCGUCGCUGCGAUGCUUGCCGUGGCUGGAGGUGUGGUCAUCGAGCUGCUCGAGACAGAUAAGGAGCGUCUCAACAAGAUGUUGCAGCCAGAGGUUUUUCCCACAGCCGCUCCCUUUGUGGGUCGCGGCAUUGGAGAGCGCCGGAGACAAUCCGAUUCGCUGGCCGUCGACAGUCUCCGCUGGUGCUCUACCUUCCGUGGACUGAUUAAGACCCGACAGAAAGACUCCCUCACAGAGUGAGCUUGAACAGCGGACCAGAGCACGGCAACGCGGUGACUUUGAGAAGACAGCAGGCUGGAUGGAAGUAGACAAUCCCUAACACACACACGGCAUCUUCAACUUGUGCAUCUAAUUAUUGAAUCGGUUCAGGCGCUCACAGCCAACUUCUGCAGCGAUACCAUGUCCCAGGACUUUAAACAGUCACUUCAGGGCAGAACGAGAGAGUGGUUUGCGCUGCUUUACUGUCGUCACUCAAGGUAAAACGCACAAGAGAUUUGCGCCUCUCCUGCUGUUGCUGUCUGCCGUUGAUGUCUUCUCCUGCUGUUGCGAGUGAUUGCAAAAGCCAACUGCAUCUCCCUCGUCGAACACUAUUGGCAACCACCACGUGAUGGAGAGCCGAAAAUUCAGCUGUCGCCCCGCGAUGUCUUCAUAACCCGCGUGCUGUCAAUGCUGCUCAUGUGAGACGGCAGCUAUGGACCACGACGAAGGCAGAGAGACAUCGUGUCUCUAUCUGUAUGUUGCAGGGUCGCCUUUGUGAUGCUCCACAUCGAAUCGAUCAAGGGAGACAGCGGCGUGAUGAUGACGUGGGGGUGGCCGUCGGUGUGGCCGUCGAUGUGGCUGUGGGGAGCAGUUCUGACGGGCUGCGGCUUUAUCCUUCUGGAGGUCUUCCAGGUAAGAAAGACGAGGGGAUACACGCCUGACUGAUCAACAACAGAUCAAAAACGACAUGUGUCCUCGUCUGUGUGCGUGUGCAGGGCAUCCGGCUGAAGGCAGCGUACUGGGAGGACUCAUGGUAUGCGUCAUGCUUCGUCCUGCCAGAUUCAUCCCUGUGCUGUCGGUGUGUGUUGACGUGCAUUAAUUUAGGAACAUCAUAGAUACUUCGGGCGCCGUGUCGAUCGCUGUCUUCACUGCCAUUCACUUCAUUGGCUGGUCCUCAGAAGCAGAGGUCGGCUCAGCAAUUCUGGUCGCUCUGCUCUUUGCGCUGCGCCUCCUCCAAACCGCCAGCCUGCACCCAAUUGUUGGACCUCUCAUACUGUCAGCGAGAGAGACAGCGACAGACACACACAGACACACAGAGAGGUGUCUUAUGCUGUGUGUGACGGGUGUGUGUCAGAGCGGUGAUGAGGAUGUUUUCGGACAUCAGCAUGUUUCUGUGUCUGUACGUCUACAUCCUGCUGGUCUUCGCGGGCGUCUUCACCGUCCUCUCGUCCGACGAGGACCACCAGGACUUCGGCUCCUUCCCCAAAGCCACACUCACUCUGUGCGCAUGGGACCUCAUGAGAAGACACAGAGGAAAGAGACACCUGCCCCUCUCCGUUUCGUUGUGUUGUGCAGUUUCUAUGCCGGACAGGGCGACUUUAGUGACGCGCUGACCAACGCCAUAGAGAGCCACGACACGCUGGGCACCAUCCUGCUCUUCACUUACGUCAUCCUCUCGUCCAUCAUACUCGUACGUCGGCACCACUCGCCCAGUCACCAACACACAAGAAGACCCUCCCUUUCUUGUCUGUCUGCCGGUGUGCAUCAACAGCUCAACCUCCUCAUUGCCAUCAUGGUGAGACAGACGAGAGACACACACAGACGAGACAUUAAACGGGCCACGAAAUUGUUCAAUGCUCCUGUAUGCGUGUCUGUCUGUCUGUCUGUGGCAGGCGUCGACGUAUGCGGCCAUCGAGGAGACACAGACAGCACAAUACCAGUAAGUCAAGAGGAAACAGAUAGGUGACAGCAAGGGACGCCAACGAUACAUUUGCCAAUGAGUGCAGGCUGCUGCGUAUUCGCGUGUUGAACGAGUACCUCACAAUGCCUCGCCACGAGCGCCUUCCGCCGCCAUUCAACCUCAUCGGUAGGUGCCACAAGAGACAUGAGCUGCAUCUUCAAUCGCAUGUGGGCAUCUGUGUCUGUGCAGCUUUGGUCGUGUCGGUGCCCUUGCGGCAUCUCGCCUCCCACAUCAGUGGACAACGGCGACGGCAGUCGGCACUCUGCUGCAUUGUCUACUGGUUGAUGAAGGCCGUCUACAGCACCGUCGAUGCGCUCCUGUACUCUGUCGCCUUCACACCCGUGGCCAUCUACGGAGUGCUGGGGCUACUCCAACGACAGAUACGCGAGGGAAAGUAUCGGGCGGUACUGACCAUAAUCGUUGGCAUCCUUGUGAUGCCCGUUAAUCUUCUGUGCGCAUACGCCCAGCAUGUGAGGGUGAAAAGACACGUGAGAUGAGACAAGCAAUGACCACGCCUCACUUCUUUGGCGUGGUCGGGUAGGAAUCGCUGUUCACUUCUGACGCCACCGAAACUGAAAAUUCGUGGAUGGCUCAUGAGAGGCGCGAAGCGCGGGACAAAAUCAAGGACAGCAUCGACAAGUGGAUUGAGGCGGCAGAUCAUCAUGACUCUAACUCCCCUGACGUCAUGGCAGGUGAGACACGGACGAAGCCACGGCCACACAGGCAAACAGACAGCACAUCGCAGGAGUGAAGAGGCUGUGUUUUAUUUGUCCUCGCCUUAACUUAUUUUUCUUUUUCUCUCGACGGUCCCAGUUGUGCAACAAAUCGACAAUCGACUCACGGAGAUUGACAGACGACAAGACGCCCGGCACACGCAGAUGGAGAAGCGACUGACGGAAAUGAAGACAUACAUCAGGGCGAGGAUCAAAUAGGCGGCGUGGGACAGCAACUGACUGCAAGGCCUCAGCUCUGCGUGGCUCCUGCCAGUGCAGUGGCUCCUGCCAGUGCAGUGGCUCCUGCUUGAAUGAAACAGGAUCGACUGCACGGCCUCUAGAUGAAAAAGAUACACCAAUCGUGAUGGAUAUUCCGUGCAGACAUCAAUUGCCGGCGUGCCUCAAUCCGUGUGACAGCUGCCUUCGAUUACGUGUGACAAUUACGUGUGACACGUACAGUCGCUAUCAG